CCAAGUUUCCCCUGCGGAUGCCCAGCCCCGGUGGCUCCGCUCCUCCCGGCUCAGAGGGGCCCACAGGGGCCGGAGGAGCGGACUCCCGACAGGGUUCCUAAGCCAGGGGAGAGGACGGGCGCCCCACUCGCUCCGAGGGUCGGUCAACGAUGAAGAGCCGGCGGCGGCGGCGCAGGGAGUACUGCAAGUUCGCGCUGCUGCUGGUGCUGUACACGCUGGUGCUGCUGCUCAUCCCCUCCGUCCUGGACGGCGGCCGCGACGGCGACAAGGGCGCCGGGCCCUGCCCCGGCCUGCACCGCAGCCUCGGGGUGUGGAGCCUGGAGGCGGCGGCGGCGGGAGAGCGCGAGCGGGGCGCGGAGGCGCGGCCGGCCGCCCAGGGGCCCGCGGGCCCGGCCCCCGGUGCGGCGGGCAACCUCAGCGGCGCCGUCGGGGAGACGGUGCCCGGCGAGAAGCAGCACAUCUACGUGCACGCCACCUGGCGCACCGGCUCGUCGUUCCUGGGGGAGCUCUUCAACCAGCACCCGGACGUGUUCUACUUGUACGAGCCCAUGUGGCACCUGUGGCAGGCGCUGUACCCGGGCGACGCCGAGAGCCUGCAGGGCGCGCUGCGCGACAUGCUGCGCUCGCUGUUCCGCUGCGACUUCUCGGUGCUGCGGCUGUACGCGCCUCCGGGGGACCCCGCCGCGCGCGCCCCGGGCGCCGCCAACCUCACCACGGCCGCGCUCUUUCGCUGGCGGACCAACAAGGUCAUCUGCUCGCCGCCCCUGUGCCCCGGCGCGGCCCGGACCCGGGCGGAGGUGGGCCUCGUCGAGGACGCCGCCUGCGAGCGCAGCUGCCCGCCCGUGGCCCUGCGCGCCCUGGAGGCCGAGUGCCGCAAGUACCCGGUGGUGGUCAUCAAGGACGUGCGCCUCCUGGACCUGGGCGUGCUGGUGCCCCUGCUGAGGGACCCGGGCCUCAACCUGAAGGUGGUGCAGCUUUUCCGCGACCCGCGGGCCGUGCACAACUCGCGCCUGAAAUCCCGGCAGGGGCUGCUGCGCGAGAGCAUCCAGGUGCUGCGCACCCGCCAGCGGGGCGAUCGCUUCCCGCGGGUGCUGCUGGCGCCCGGCGUGGGCGCCCGGCCCGGGGGGGGCCCCUCCCGCGUGCUGCCCGCCGCGCCGCGCACCGACUUCUUUCUCACCGGGGCGCUGGAGGUCAUCUGCGAGGCCUGGCUGCGCGACCUGCUGUUCGCGCGCGGGGCGCCCGGCUGGCUGCGGCGCCGCUACCUGCGGCUGCGCUACGAGGACCUGGUGCGGCAGCCGCGCGCCCAGCUCGGGCGCCUGCUGCGCUUCGCCGGCCUCCGCGCCCUGGCCGCGCUCGACGCCUUCGCGCUCAACAUGACGCGGGGCUCGGCCUACGGGGCGGACCGGCCCUUCCACCUGUCGGCGCGCGAUGCCCGCGAGGCGGUGCACGCCUGGCGGGAGCGGCUGAGCCGGGAGCAGGUGCGCCAGGUGGAGGCCGCCUGCGCCCCGGCCAUGCGGCUGCUGGCCUACCCUCGCAGCGGGGAGGAGGGCGACGCCGAGCCCGGCCUGGACGAGGAGACAUCGCAGGAGGUGGAGGCCGCUGGCGCCACGUAGCCUCCCGGCCGCAGCCCGGGGGGAGAUCCGGGUCAGGCAUCAUGAACGGGGCACUCAGCAUGUUGAGUGCUGUGGAGGCAAUCUAUCACGCUGUCAGAGACUGGGACUUGAUUUGGUACCAACUGCUGUGCAAUUCUGGAGAGCAGGAAUAUCAUGAGCGUAUUAA
Messenger RNA from Myotis myotis, 1779 nucleotides. It is a transcript of the gene CHST7, whose product is annotated as carbohydrate sulfotransferase 7. Lineage: Eukaryota; Metazoa; Chordata; Mammalia; Chiroptera; Vespertilionidae. The record is from RefSeq and is a predicted model, not a curated record. Gene Ontology annotation, biological process: N-acetylglucosamine metabolic process; carbohydrate metabolic process. Gene Ontology annotation, cellular component: Golgi membrane. The transcript has 2 exons. Gene Ontology annotation, molecular function: chondroitin 6-sulfotransferase activity; N-acetylglucosamine 6-O-sulfotransferase activity. Bases 150 to 1613 code for a protein of 487 amino acids.